ACACGGCGCGCUGAAGGCCCAGAGUGUGGCGUAUAAUUGAGUCGCCGGGUUGCGGUGAUAUUUUGGGUCAAUUCGGACGACAGCCAACAUGACCCUGAGGCUGAUUCGGCUCCUGGUUCCGGUGGGAUCGGCCGCGGGGACCUUCGUUCAGAAGGCGGGGGUUCAUACGAGCUCGGUGAGGAGUCUGCGGUACGGCUGGUGGGCCUACGUUCUGGGGGAGAGGACCAGUCCACGGUUAAAGGAAUACAGCAAAAUCAUCACUGUGGAUGGAAACCUGGCGUCGGGGAAAGGAGCGCUGGCCCAGGAGCUGGCUAACAAACUGGGGAUGCUCUACCUGCCCGAAGCGGACACCUUCUACCUGGACAAGAUGACCGGGGAGAAGGAGCCCCUUUCUGUCGACUUCAACGGGAUGUGCAGCCUGGAGAAGUUCUACUUGGACCCGAAAGCAGCAGAUGGGAACAGCUACAGACUGCAGUUGUGGAUGUACACCAUGAGGCUGCUGCAGUACUCCGACGCCAUCGAACACCUGCUCACCACAGGCCAGGGUGUGGUCCUGGAGCGCUCCCCCUUCAGCGACAUGGUCUUCCUGGAGGCCAUGCUCAAGCAGGGCUACAUCAGGAAGGAGUGUGUGCAGCACUACAACGAGAUCAAAAACAUCAGCAUCUGCGAGUUCCUGCCUCCUCACCUGUCCAUCUACAUCGACCUGCCGGCUGCGGAGGUGCAGAAGAAGCUGAAACAGAGCGGAAAGUCGUACCUGCAGAACGUUCCUCUGGAGUAUCUGAAGGCCAUCGAGGAUUCCUACAAGAAGUCUUUUCUUCCCAAUAUCAGAGAAACGUCGGAGCUGCUGGCCUACGAUGCGACCCAGGCUCAGGACGUAGAGAAGGUGGUGGAGGACAUCGAGUAUCUGAAGUUUGACAAGGGGCCGUGGUUGGAUCAGGACGACAUCACCUACCACCACAUGAGGAUGCUCGUGGAGGACAAACAGGCGGUGGCCACGCUGACCCACAUCCCCCACUUCCUGCCAGAGAUCACCGUCGGAGCCCACGAAUACGACCAGAAAUACUACACCUACAAAGCUCUGCCUGGGCACACGUACGCUGCUGGUUAUAAUGAAGAUGCUGGAGACAAACACGUCUGGCUGAAGUAAACUCGCCCUGUUGUACAUCCUGAAAAGUAGAUAUGUAUUAAAAUGAAACUUUUUGAAUCUAAA
Molecule: messenger RNA, 1210 nt
Organism: Melanotaenia boesemani (Boeseman's rainbowfish)
Lineage: Eukaryota; Metazoa; Chordata; Actinopteri; Atheriniformes; Melanotaeniidae
Gene: ndufa10
Product: NADH:ubiquinone oxidoreductase subunit A10
Exons: 10
Coding region: 89-1147 (352 amino acids)
Biological process (GO): mitochondrial electron transport, NADH to ubiquinone
Cellular component (GO): cytoplasm
Source: RefSeq, a predicted model, not a curated record